AUGGCGUCUUUCAGAUUCCAAAACGGGACUGUGAUACGUCUACCAAACGAGAUACUUCUUCUUAUCAUUAGUUUCAUUCCUAUCGACCAUAUACUCUCUUUCCGAACUGUAUCUCGCACGAUCAGGAAUCACAUCGACAACGCCGUCCUUCUCUCCUACCUUUAUCGGGCACGCAUUGUUGCGAACGCAGACCACCAAUCAGCCAACAAUAGUGCAAGCAAACACGUACUACUCAAGUUCAAUUUCUUACAUAUGGAGAAGUUCCCAAAGUCUGGGAGACCUCAUGCGCUUUGGGAGGGCUCGCACGCCGUCUUUCAGGUUGACGAGAAGUGGAUCGAGAAUGACGAAAAUUACAGGCACUGGAACACGCGAGGCACGUCUUCUUUAAAAUGGCUCAGCGACGAAGAUUACCAUGCAGUGGCGGAUGAGUCUGCAGACUGGUUUGUCGAGCUUGACCGUGUUGCCCUCGACCUGGAUAGUGGUGUUACAACCAAAGACCCGACGGAUUAUUACGAUCACACAUGGAGACCCGGAUAUUUCGCUUUCAACAGGGACGCGCUGACAGUCACGUUCGACUGGCGAAUCGUGCUGCGCAACUUCCUCGUCAUGGAAACUGAGAUCACAAGGAGGAUUCGCGAGCAAGACGGACCCGACCCGCUCUAUCACUUCGAUGAAGACGAUGGAUCACCAAUACCACAGGUCAAUCCCUCGCCGACAUACACUUAUGGUCCGGUAGAGGACUACAUUCGCGCCUGUCGCCGUGACACCUUCUUCCGGGUACUGGAUCAUACGGGCCCGAAGGAUUAUGAGGUCGAUCGCGGCAUUCUGCGUCUUCCCAAGUUAUUUGGCGGUCACAAUUACGAAGGCUGGGGGCCUCCUAAUUAUCAUCAUGAAGCCGUCAAGAGGCAUGAAGACCCAGCGAUGGAGAUCAUCAUGGAUUUGCGACAAGGGACCUAA
This is a messenger RNA of Parastagonospora nodorum SN15, 957 nucleotides long. RefSeq lists its product as hypothetical. Gene Ontology annotation, molecular function: protein binding. The transcript has a single exon. Lineage: Eukaryota; Fungi; Ascomycota; Dothideomycetes; Pleosporales; Phaeosphaeriaceae. The record is from RefSeq and is a predicted model, not a curated record. Bases 1 to 957 code for a protein of 318 amino acids.